GAUCCAUCCCUCUCACAUCAAGCACACAUCAAGGCGUGCCAAACCAAAACUGCAAAACUCCAAUAAUAGUCUGACGAUGAUGAUGAGGCUACCCACCUCUACUAGUAGAUCGGCUCUUGGAGUCUGGUGGUUCCUAGUAGUAUUGCUCCCAUGUUCCUUUGGUUUUCUGCCCUACCGAAAUUAUAAUGGAAGCUUUCGGUCCUACCAGUACUAUGCGUCCCAGGAGGUGUCAACCACAACAAUUACUGCUGCCACAACAGCUACAGCCAGCGAAUAUGCAACAGAACGAAAUAUGUUUCAUGACUAUGACAAACCCAUCUUGCUGAUUGGAUCUUCCUCUUCACCAGAAAAUAAUGAACUGAACCAACUGGCCAAUGGAUUUCUACAAGAGCACUUUCCCACGGCGUCCGUGGUGGUACCGUACAAUGGCGACUUGUUGCUGGAAGAAAUUCAUUCCCGAUCGUAUGCGUGGCCCAAUAUUGUCCUGGUCGAUUUUGCGACUCUAGAUACUGCCAAAGUCCAAGACGCCAAGGAGACGGUCCAACGUCUGUACCAAGAUGCCGGACUCUUAUCGAUUUACGUCAAUGUCCAGCACCAAGCGUCGGCGGAAUUGGAAGACUCUGUCUUGGUUCCGUACUCGGACUAUGAACUCUGUAUUGCUUCGCAAGAUGAUUCGGAACACAUCCAAUGGGAAUUGACACGGCUGGUAGCCCGGGCGCGAUUGGCCCCCGCCAUUCCCGGCUCUACUAGUGGCAUCAACACGGCUCACUUGACCAUGGGACAACACACCUUUUUUCUUUCGCUCAGUUUUCCCGAAAUCGCACAAGUCCAACCGUAUGUGAACCAAAUGUGCAAGGAUGUGGAUGCCAUGGAAUAUCGGGCCGAUUUGUUGGACUGUCGCGAUUCGCGGUUUGACUUGUUGCAUGGGAUGCAAUUGUUGCGGCACUACUGCCGUCCCCAUUUACUGCGAAACCCGGCAUUGCCAUUUUCCGGCAGUGCAAUCCUGGAAGAUGUCAUGCCCAUUGUCUAUACCGUGCGAACCCAACAUCAAGCCGGAACCUAUCCCGAUGACGUCGAGCAAGGAAUUCCGAAAAUGUUUGAAUUGUUGCACUGGGGAUUGCGCGGCGGCGUCGAAGUCCU
Seminavis robusta is the source of this 1140-nucleotide messenger RNA. The record is from the annotation of a GenBank genome assembly. Lineage: Eukaryota; Bacillariophyta; Bacillariophyceae; Naviculales; Naviculaceae.